AUGCUUCACCACCGUUCGCAAUGCCGGGAAUCGCCUUUCCUACCGUUCGAAACGCCGGAGAUCGCCUUGUUACCGAUAACACUCACCGGAAAUCGCCUGUCUACCGAAAGCCCUCGUCGGAAAUCGCCUCAGACAGAGCUCUCACUUCUCACAAGAUGCAAAGUGAGUGCGCAUCCGGGGUCAUCCCUAUUUAUAGGGGAAAUGGCUGGCAACGGUACUCCUCGAAAAACCAAACGGCGCAUUAAUGCGCCGCGCGCCAUCAUUACUUUCGCCACGUGUCACUCACCCAAUGGAGAACUGACGGCACGCGAGGCGCGGAAGUCGAGGCGCUCAGACGUCUCUUCGCCCAUCAGAUCGACGCGACCUUCUGACUUCACCAACGUCAGCCUCUGA
This is a messenger RNA of Prunus armeniaca (apricot), 393 nucleotides long. NCBI's taxonomy places the organism in Eukaryota, Viridiplantae, Streptophyta, Magnoliopsida, Rosales, Rosaceae. The record is from the annotation of a GenBank genome assembly.